Molecule: messenger RNA, 531 nt
Organism: Linnemannia hyalina
Lineage: Eukaryota; Fungi; Mortierellomycota; Mortierellomycetes; Mortierellales; Mortierellaceae
Source: the annotation of a GenBank genome assembly
AUGCCUGUCACAUACACCAAGGUCGAGAAGAUCACCGAUGCUGCCGCCGUCAAGCAGGCCUACAAGCCCACCCACCCCGGCCUCUUUGAGGUCGUCUAUGCCGAGGGCGACUACAACUCCAAGUUGAUCGCCUGCAAGGCCUAUGCCAAGGGCGAGAUCAUCUGCCCUGUCGAAGGAAUCACCCCCGGCCCCAAGAAAUAUACCAGUGUCCAGACCGGCAAGGAUUCUCACAUUGAGCUCAACUCUGAUCUCGUGUUCAUGAACCACUCCUGCAACCCCACCGUUUCCCUCGACACCGACACCUUGACUGUCGUCGCCGUCGUUGACCUUAAGGAGGGCGACAACUUGACUUUCUUCUACCCCUCGAGCGAAUGGGAGAUGGACCAGCCCUUCCCCUGCUGGUGCGGCGCCGACCAGUGCGUCAAGAACAUCCAGGGCGCCAAGUUCUUGUCCCAAGAGACCAUGAACCGUUACUUCCGUACCAAGCAUAUCCAGGACCUGUUGACCGAGCGUGAUGCUGCCUCUGCUUAA